This is a messenger RNA of Pistacia vera, 1278 nucleotides long. RefSeq lists its product as uncharacterized. The transcript is spliced from 4 exons. Lineage: Eukaryota; Viridiplantae; Streptophyta; Magnoliopsida; Sapindales; Anacardiaceae. The annotation marks the transcript as partial. The record is from RefSeq and is a predicted model, not a curated record.
CCCGCCGAAAAUGCUGAAUCGACAGAGAUCGCAGAUCUCUUUAUCUCAAUCACCGGCCGGAAAUCGGUCCGUCUCAAGCUCACAACCCUAAUUUCUCAGCAUGAUCUAAUGAAGAUAGCGUACCAACAGCUCAAAUCUGAGAUCAAAUCAGGUUUGCUCGAGGUCCUGGGCGUGGAUGAAGAUCAAGAUAAAGAUGACAAUUUAUUGUGGGAGCUAUUGAAGAAAAGAAGAUAUAAAGCACCGGAGAGCCCCAUGGGACCUGGAGGACUAUUGUGCUUUGAACCCAAUGGCAAGCGUCAUAAAUCCACAAGGGAAGUAAGGCCGAUGCUAGCUAAUAGACCUAUUACUCGGAGUCGUAUGAAUGCGUUGAGUGGGUUACUAGGUCCCCAAACCCCUUGCAAAGACAGUCGGAUUCCCUUGGGCUCAUCGCCUUCAGCAGCAAUUCAGAAAGUGUAUUGUAAACUAGCAUUUUGUUUUGGGCUGAAUCAUUUUUCUUACCUACAGGUUGUAAACUAUGCCACAAAAGCCGCCAUGGCAGGCAAAGAACUCGUAGAGAAUCAACAAGAAAAAUUAAUACAACUUGUUCACAUGCUUAGAAAGAUUGAAACCCAAGUUAAUUCUCGCCAAAAUGAUAUCCUCCAGACCUUAGCUUGCCACCGUGUCUCCCUCCACAAAAUUUUCUUGAAAGUCAUGUGUAGUUUAUCCAACCUUCACAGUCAAAACCAUGAUACCUAUUUCGUUACAUUAAAACUCUUGCGAGCCAUAUUUGACUUCAUGGGUUCAGUAUUUGGCUCAGUUGAGAAUGGUGUGGAUGAACUAAUAGAGAAUUUAGCUGAACACAUGUGUAAUCCAAUGGUGGAAUAUGUCAAGGGCCUCAAGGCUGAUAUGAAAUUUGGGACAUGUGCUCGCUUACUGGCUGUUGUAGAGGAGAUGGACAUAGCAGUAAAAAAAGGAAGGAUUGAGUUGGAGGAAGCAAGGUUGAGAGUGAGAGUGGCAGAAGAGGGGAAGAUUGAGGCAUUGUGCAAGUUAAAGGAAGCAGAAGAGAGAGUUAGGAGAAUGAGUGAGAGGGUUAGGUUCCUCCCGGAAGCCAAAACAGAAUCUAGAGAAUCUUGUGUUCUAAAAAAGGUCCUGGGCGUGGAGAAGAUCAAGAUAAAGAUGACAAUUAUUGGGGAGCUAUUGAAGAAAAGAAGUAUAAAGCACCGGAGAGCCCCAUGGGACCUGGAGGACUAUUGUGCUUUGAAACCAAUGGCAAGCGUCAUAAAUCCACAAGGGAAGUAA